This is a messenger RNA of Aegilops tauschii subsp. strangulata, 822 nucleotides long. Its product is annotated as probable gamma-secretase subunit PEN-2. Gene Ontology annotation, cellular component: gamma-secretase complex. Lineage: Eukaryota; Viridiplantae; Streptophyta; Magnoliopsida; Poales; Poaceae. The record is from RefSeq and is a predicted model, not a curated record.
GGAAAAAAAAACACACGGAGACUAGUCAUGGAGGCGAGGGUUGCAGCAGGGGUGCCCGCGGACGAGGAGUCCGGCCUCCUCCCCCGCGCGCGCCCGCCGCCGGCAGCCGCCGGCCGAGGGCGGACACCCUCCUCCUCCUCCUCCGCGGCGGCCCAGCGCCGCGCGCCCCCGCCGGCGGUCUGGGCGACGGUGGACGGGCCCCUGGGGAUGCCGCUGGAGGAGGCGGAGGGCCACGCGCGGCGCUUCUUCCUCUGGGGCUUCGCCUGCCUCCCCUUCCUCUGGGCCAUCAACUGCUGCUACUUCUGGCCCGUCCUCCGCUCCCCCGCCGCCUCCUCGCCCCCCGCCUUCGCCCCCAUCCGCCCCUAUGUCGUGCGUUCCGCGGUCGGCUUCACCAUCUUCGCUGCUGUUCUCCUCACCUGGGCCACGACUUUCAUCGUCGGAGGCGAGCGACUGUUCGGGCCGGUGUGGAAGGAUCUCGUGAUGUACAAUGUGGCGGACAAGCUCGGUCUCACCGGAUUCAUGGGGUAGAUUCCGCCGCACACAUCGCUUCGAGAAGGCUGACAUGCUUUGCUCCGACCAUUUGAUGUCUCACUGGUAGUACUUCUUUGUGCGUGAUGUUCUGGCAUGUCGUUAGUCACUGGUUUAGACUGAAGCUGGGCACUUGAGCAGUUGUAUUGCCACGGGCGCACAGAAGCCCGUUUCGAGUAAUUAAGGAUCUUAUGUGUAAAUGUAGGGUCGAACCAGCCCACUUCAGCUAUGGGGAAAAAGUUAGCAGAAAAUGUAUUGAAGAGCUGGCUUGUUUGCUGCCUGAUUGUCUCUUAA